GCAAAAGCCUUCCAAUCAGUGAAUUGGUUUAUUCGGGGUAUUGUAGUUUCUCUUCUUCAUUGUACAUCCUCCUUUCUCAUUCCAAUAAGAGACGACAGGCAAUUUGAAAUAUGACAGGCGUACCAUUACGCUCACAUAAGCUCUUCAUCGGACGAGCAACCUGGUGAGGGGCAAUUUAGUGGUCUGAAGAGGACCGUUUACUGUUCACUUCUUGUAAUCUUAAGCAGAAAAUCAAUUUUACACUUAGAUGGAUCCACAACUUCAUGCCAUGAAUGGGUCCAAGACCAGCAGCAGUUUUACCGUCAAAGACAUUUUGGACCUACCCAAGGGGAAGCCGUCUUGUAGCCCCGUGGAUAGUUCAACCAACACCGUUAACGCAGCUUCCCUGAACAGUAUCCCCUCCGUGCCGGAAGUGCCGGACAUUACUAGUGUUGGUGGCUAUUAUGACGCAGACAAUCCGUAUACACGCUGGUUACAUACUAACGAAAACAUGAAUUAUUCACAGCUUGGACACCUGAACUCGCCCGGCAAUUCUAGUCACUCCAGUGACGUUUCUAACACGGAGAGUCAGUCUACUAUGAAUAAUUCGAACACAUUGGUGAAAUCCGAAACAAAUGACGAGGGACAGUGCGAUGGAAACAGUGAAAAUGGUGAUGGAAACGCCUCCCAUAACCAAGACAGCCAGAAAAAGCGAAAACGCAGAGUUCUUUUUUCCAAAGCUCAGACUUACGAACUGGAAAGAAGAUUUCGACAGCAGAGAUAUCUUUCCGCCCCUGAACGAGAGCAUUUGGCUAGCAUUAUCCGACUUACACCCGUACAAGUGAAAAUAUGGUUCCAGAACCACCGGUACAAGUUAAAGCGGGCAAGACAGGAGAAAGGUCUAGACUUGAACCCCCUACCCUCACCACGGAGGGUAGCUGUACCAGUCCUAGUGAGAGACGGAAAACCAUGUCAGCCGCCAAUGAGCGGUUCUAUGAUGAAAUCACAAGAACAGUUAGAAAUGCAAACAAAUAUAGGAUCUUCUGUGAAUAUGAACAGUGCUCUGUCUCAAAUGAACGGUAUGUCCUCUAUACCGGGCAUGAAUAAUGCUGGUAUGCCUCCUAUGAACUCUUUGAAUUCUUCUUCCAUGUCAAAUAUGAAUAAUAUGAACAUGAAUAUGAGUUGCUCAUAUAAUUCGAUGAACUCAAUGAAUUUGAACAUGAACAAUAUGAAUGUUCUUCCCAGCUACAGUUACCCUUUAAUGCAGCAUCAAACCCGCUGGUGGUAGCGAAACACUAAUCAAGAUAUAAGUGCUUUACAAACUGGCAUGUGCUACCUAAAGUCUGUAAAACCUUCAGAUAAACUUGUGUUUUAGAGGAAAUAGAUCUGUAGAGAAUAUCAAAUCUGCCGAUGACGGUUUUUCAGGUAAAAUUGAAUGUUUCAAUUUUGGGAUGUGAUUCCGUUUGAAAAGUGCUUUAGAUAUGUGGAGAAAUGCAUUGAUCUUUUACAAUCAACUUUCGAUAUAUAUUUUUGUUAAUUUUAUAUAGUGCUUAUUUUUCAUUAUAUUUCGUUCUACGCAAAGAUCUUGACUUCGAUGUUCUGUCUUUUUGGACAGAAAUAAAGUUCUGUAAGAACUCAUCUCAAGUUCAUUUUUUCUAAAUUUGGUACCAGUCGGUGCAUAUCGAGUAACAAGGUACGUUGUAUCCACGAUAGAAAAUAUAUUAGUACCUCUGUUCCUCUUUCAUUUGAGUUUUACUUCCUCAUGUAAUUUUUUUUUAAACACAUGCAUUUUAUUUCCACUCAAAAAUAUUAAGACACUCAAGCAAUAUUUUUUAAAUUCAAUUUUAUUAUAGACCUUUGAAUUAUGUUCAUCCCAAUUCUGUAUAUGAUAUGAAAAUCAGUAUAAAUAAAAAUCUCCUUCAAAUGGUUUUAAUGCCCAACUUUGUUAAAUGCAAUAACAAAGAAAUUCAUAUUCUAUUAAUUAAAAAAAACUGUUUAGAAUUUAUAUGCAGCCAUUAGUUUGAAAUCAAUUAUAAAUUUAGGGAAAUUUGACGAUAUUCAAAAGUAAAUUUUAAGGAUUUAAUAGAUAUUUUAAAAAAUAUAUUAGGAAUUUAAACAAAAAAAUACGUUACGUCGGAUUUAACAAUAGAGAACAUUUUAGGCAAUAAUACACAAUACUAUAGAGGUAGAUGUUUAUUUAACAAUGUAUUGGAUUAAUCUAUCCAAGUACUUGAAAUCUUAUUAUUUAUUUAUGUUCUGGUGUUAGAAACAUUGCCAAAGAGACCUUGCUUUGUUUUUGUUGGAGGCAGGCAAAACCCAACUCCAUCUGAAUUAAAAAUUGUCAUUUAUUAUGUAAAUGACGCAAUAAAAAUAUGCAGUUGUA
This is a messenger RNA of Ostrea edulis (European flat oyster), 2362 nucleotides long. RefSeq names its product homeobox protein Nkx-2.2a. Gene Ontology annotation, biological process: regulation of transcription by RNA polymerase II; cell differentiation. Gene Ontology annotation, cellular component: nucleus. Gene Ontology annotation, molecular function: DNA-binding transcription factor activity, RNA polymerase II-specific; RNA polymerase II cis-regulatory region sequence-specific DNA binding. The coding region runs from base 248 to 1267 and encodes 339 amino acids. The record is from RefSeq and is a predicted model, not a curated record. The transcript has 2 exons. NCBI's taxonomy places the organism in Eukaryota, Metazoa, Mollusca, Bivalvia, Ostreida, Ostreidae.